AUGGGUAAGUCUCGUAAAAAACCUGGACAAUCAUCUGAAAAAAAUAGUCAAUCAAAACAGCGCAAUCAUGAUAAUCUAUUAUCGUCAAAUGGAAAUGACAAUGAUGAUCAUGAUCAUGGAUUUAAUGAUGACGAUGAUGAAAUAGAUGCAUUUUACAAAGAACGUGAUGAAAAUCUUCGAACCGCAUUAUCGAAAACUACCAUUAAAAAAUCAUCGAAAAAUAAGAAAAGUGUUUCAUGGGCAUUAGAUAAUGAUUCUGACGAUGGAAAUAAUCGAGAUGAAGUACUUGCUUUUGAUGAUGAUGACGAUUCAAUGGCAAGUGAUGGCGAGGGUGAUACAGAAUAUCAAGAAAUAGAAGGUGAUGAUGAUGAUGAUGAUGAUGACGAGAACGAUGAAGGUGAAAUGGAUGAGGAUCUCGGUGGUUCCUGGGGUACAUCUCGUAAAAUAUUUUAUAAUGAAGAUGCAAAUGUUGAUGAUGAAGAUGCACAACUAGAAGAACAAGAAGCAAUACAAAUUCAAAAAAAGUAUUAUGAUAUGCUAGGAAAAAAUGAUUUUGGCUUAGAUCUAUUUCAACAUAAACCAUCAACUAUUCCAAUGGAUCGAAAUCUUGAUGAACAAACAUUACAACGGCAUAUUAUAUUACCAGAUAAUCUUCUUGAAUUAAGUUCAAAUGAACGUUUACAGUUAAUUCGUGAUCAAUCACCUGAAUUAGAACCGUUGUGUAAUGAAUUUAAAAAUAUUUUUGAUGAUCUUAAAAUAUAUCUUUUACCAUUCAUACAACUCGUUAUUGAUACAUCAUCAUUAGUAGAAUUUCAUUCAUAUCCUGGAUGGCAAUUUAUUGUUUCAAUUGUUGAACUUUAUCUUACCUAUUGUUCAUACUUGAGUUUAUACUUAAUGAUGAAAUCAACAGAUUUAAAUAUAUCUAAACAUCCAAUUACAGAUGAUAUUGAACAAUAUAGAAAAUUAUGUCAACUAGUUGAUGAAGAUUUUCAAUCAAUGAAAUCAGAUCUAUUAAAGUUAUGUGAAUUACUUCAAGAGAAAAAAUCGAAAAUGAAUCAAUCAUCUACGACAAAAUUAAAUGAACUCGCAUCUAAAUCACAUCUUAUGAUUAAGAAUGGAAUUUCAUUGCCAACUAAAACUGCGAAUGGUACUACUGCCAAAUCAUCUCUACGUGAACGUAUGAUGCAGAGAAGAGAACAAAAACUGAUUACUGAAACAGAAAUUGAACCUCAAGAAGAGAAACCCUUAAAACGUGGUAUUACGUAUGAAAUCGAAAAGAAUAAAGGUUUAACAGUUAAACGCAAAAAAGAAUAUCGAAAUCCACGUGUACGUCAUCGUAAUAAAUAUGCACGAGCAUUGGUUAAACGUAAAAGUCGUGUACCAACAGCAAGAACUGAAGAAGAAAAGUAUACCGGUGAACCGACCGGUAUUCGUGCUGGUAUUAAACGUGGUAUUAGACUUAAAUCUUGA
This is a messenger RNA of Rotaria socialis, 1470 nucleotides long. The record is from the annotation of a GenBank genome assembly. Lineage: Eukaryota; Metazoa; Rotifera; Eurotatoria; Philodinida; Philodinidae.